This is a messenger RNA of Racocetra fulgida, 133 nucleotides long. NCBI's taxonomy places the organism in Eukaryota, Fungi, Glomeromycota, Glomeromycetes, Diversisporales, Gigasporaceae. The record is from the annotation of a GenBank genome assembly.
UAAAUUUAACGAAAUCGUCAGACCAAAAUAUAAAAGCACCUCUAUUGACGAGAAUAUAAAAACGUUAUUAGACGAUGAUAAAUACCAAUUAACUUGGAUUCCUUACGAAUUUGAAGAUGUUAGAGUAAUCUGA